Meloidogyne enterolobii is the source of this 669-nucleotide messenger RNA. The record is from the annotation of a GenBank genome assembly. NCBI's taxonomy places the organism in Eukaryota, Metazoa, Nematoda, Chromadorea, Rhabditida, Meloidogynidae.
UUAUGAGUUGAACUGAUUGACGCGGUGAGAAGUAAAAAAAGAACGAUGAUGGAAAAGGAAAAAAAGGGGGAAAGAAAGGCUGGCUGACAUUCCGUACAAAUUAUAGUUGAUGGAUGAAAAAUAAGGAAAAAGUGCGUUGCUAAAAAAGCGUACCUAAAGUAUAUAAGUUCCAAUUUUUUCUAAAAAAAUUUUUUUUCUUUAUUUUUCGAUUAGAUACUCUAAAAUACAUCAAUUUUAUGUGUAUUUGUUUGUAUGAAUUCUACAACAACAAAAACAUCAACAAAAUCAACUAGCAACAAACCUAACGGACCAAUUAAUGAAUAUAUAACUACCACAACUGUGAUAACAAACGAACCAACUUCAACUACUAGAAUGGCUACAACAACAGUUUCUACUACUUCUACUUCUGCACCACAAGUUACUCCACGUGCUACUUUUAGAGAUUUAUGUUCACUUUUUUGUUGCCCUCCAUUUCCUUCUUCUAUUGUUGCUAAAUUGGCUUUUAUGCCACCUGAACCGAGUUAUCGGAUUUUGACUAGUGAUACUGGGAGGUUUGUUUUUUUGUUUUGUUUUUUUUAUUACCUUUGGGCUUCUAAAUCUUUGAGCUUGAAAAAAAUUUUUUUGCGGACAAAAAUUUUGUCCGCAACUUUUUUGCGGACAACCUUUUAA